UAAAAUAGAAGAUGUAAUGCCACGAUUAAAUUAAUUAGUGUCUUGCUUCUUCUUCUUCUUUCUUUCUUAAAACCACGACCAAUCAUCAGAUCACAUUACUGAUAAACUUCAAGCAACACUGCCUACACCAAGAUAUUCAUUCAUCAAUGUCUUCUUUGAAAGAUCGCCGACAACGUAGAGAUGUUGGUCUUGAUGAAAUGGCUGAAGCAUUUAUAAGUAAUUUUAAUAGAGUGAUUCGUGAAUAUGAAGUGUUCUUAAGUUUCAGAGGAGAAGAUACUCGUGCAUCUUUCACUUCACAUCUCCAUGCUGCUCUUCGGAACGCUGGAAUCUCCGUUUUCAUGGACGAUGAUUCGCUUCAAAGGGGAGAUCACAUUUCAACAUCAAUAAAUCAAGCCAUCGAAGAAUCUCAAAUUUCUGUGAUUGUUUUUUCAAGAAAUUAUGCAGAUUCACGUUGGUGUUUAGAUGAGUUGGUGAAGAUAAUGGAGUGUCGCAGAACCAUAGGUCAGGUGGUUUUACCUGUGUUUUACGAUGUAGAUCCUUCUGAGGUACGUCAUCAGAAAGGCGAGUUUGGAAAAGCAUUUCAAAGUCAUUUGAGUAGACUUUCAAAUAAGGAAGGAAGUCAAGACAGGUAUGGAAAAUCAGUUCGAAACUUUUUAAACAGUCUGUCUAUCUUUAAAGACAAGUCAGAGAAACAAGUGCUGAAACGGUGUUGGAGCGCGGCGCUUCGUGAGGCAACAGGGCUUGCUGGGUUUACAGUGCUAAAUUCCAGGAACGAAAGUGAGGCUGUCAAGGAUAUUGUUGACAAAGUUAAAUAUUUGUUAAACAAGAAAGAUAUGUUCAUUCUUAAUAAUCCAGUGGGAGUUGAACCUCGAGUGUCAGAUAUAAUUCAACUACUAGACAUCCAACAAACAAAUGAUGUUCUUCUACUAGGAAUGUGGGGCAUGGGAGGAAUUGGCAAAACCACCAUUGCAAAAGCUGUUUGCAAUAAAAUUGGCUAUAAUUUUGAAGGUAAGAGCUUCCUUCUAAAUAUUAGGGAGGUUUGGGAGUCAAAUGGUGGAAAAGUGUCUUUACAACAGCAACUUCUCUAUGGUAUUUGUAAAGAAAACGAAACCAAGAUACAAAAUGUUGAGGAAGGGAAAAAAAUAUUGAUGGAUAAACUUUGUCAUAAAAAAGUACUUCUCGUACUUGAUGAUGUGAAUACACUGGAUCAAUUGAAUGCUUUGUGUGGAAGUCGAAAAUGGUUUGGUUCGGGGAGUAGAAUAAUCAUCACAACUAGAGAUGAACAUAUACUUAGAGCGAUUAGAGUCGACAGAUUAUACACAAUGAAAGAAAUGGAUAAAAGUGAAUCAGUUGAGCUUUUUAGUUGGCAUGCGUUCAAGCAAGCGAGACCUACAGAAGAUUUUGCUGGAGUUUCCUUAAACGUAGUUGAGUAUUCUGGGGGAUUGCCGCUAGCUUUGGAAGUUCUUGGGUCAUAUUUGUUUGAAAGGGGGAUAGUAGAGUGGAAGUGUGCAUUGGACAAGCUCAGAAGAAUUCCCAAUGAUGAAGUGCAGAAGAAAUUAAAAAUAAGCUAUGAUGGUUUAAAUGAUGAUACAGAGAAAGAAAUAUUCCUUGACGUAGCAUGUUUCUUUAUUGGAAUGGACCGAAAUGAAGUUAUACUUAUAUUAAAUGGUUGUGGACUUUUCGCAGAAAUUGGGAUAAGUAUCCUAGUUGAGCGAUGCCUUAUAACUGUUGAUCAUAAGAACAGACUUGGAAUGCAUGAUUUGGUACGAGAUAUGGGAAGAGAAAUCAUUCGUGAGGAAUCACUAAAAGAGCCUGGAGAGCGUAGCAGGUUGUGGUUUAGUGAAGAUGUGCUUAAUGUAUUGUCAAGCGAAACUGGAACAAAAGUUGUUGAGGGACUGGCUUUGAAGUUGCCAAGAGCUAAUGCAAAAUGUUUUAGGACUAAAGUAUUUACGAAGAUGACGAGACUCAGGUUCCUUCAACUUACUGGAGUACAACUUAAUGGAGAUUUUGAAUGCCUCUCAAGAAAUCUGAGAUGGCUUUCUUGGAAUGGAUUUCCUUUAAAAUGCUUACCUACGAGCUUUUAUCAAGAAAAUUUAGUUUCUAUUGUGUUAGAAAACAGCAAUGUCAAACUUCUAUGGAAAGUAACUCAGAGGUUGGAAAACCUUAAAAUUCUCAAUCUUAGUCAUUCUCAUUAUCUGAAACAAACUCCGGAUUUUUCAAACUUGCCUAAUCUUGAACAGUUAGUACUCAUAGAUUGUCCGAAGUUGUCUGAGGUUUCGCCUAGUAUUGGACAUCUAAGUAAAAUUCUUCUGAUAAAUUUGGAAGACUGUACUAGUCUUCAUAGCCUUCCAAGAAGUAUCUAUAAGUUGAAAUCUCUGAAAACUCUCAUUCUUUCCGGGUGUUCAGCUAUUGACAAGUUGGAAGAAGACUUAGAACAGAUGGAAUCUUUAACCACUCUACUCGCAAAUAACACUGCAAUAACAAGAGUUCCGUUUUCAAUAGUAAGAUCAAAAAGCAUUGGAUAUAUUUCUUUGUGCGGCCAUGAAGGAUUUUCACGUAAUGUCUUUCCAUCUAUCAUUUGGUCUUGGAUGUCACCGACAAGCAAUCUCCCAUCUCCAUUUCAAACAUCUGCCGUCACGUCGUCCUUGGUUCCAUUAGAUGUACCAAAUAGUAGUUCCCAUGAACUAUUGUCUAUGUCCAAGUACCUUCCGUGGCUUCGAUGUCUUUGGGUGGAGUGCGGAUCAGCACUUCAACUUGCUCAAGACUCAAAAAGAAUUUUGGAUGCCUUAUAUGCCACAAAUUUUACAGAAUUGGAAUCAACUUCAUCACAAGUUUCAAAUGUGAAAGCUCAUGCGUUACAUCAAUACUACUGUCAAGUGCACAUUUCAGAAUCAAAUACUUUCUUGAGAUCUCUUUUUAUUCAAAUGGGAAUGAGUUGCCAAGUCACUAAUGUUUUGAAAGAGAAGAUUUUACAGAAUAUGGGCGUUAAUCGCCAUGGUGGUUGUUUGCUUCCCAGUGAUAGUUAUCCAAACUGGUUAACCUUCAAUUGCAAAGGUUCUUCUGUAAUUUUUGAAGUCCCUCGAGUGCAGGGGCGAAACUUAAAGACAAUGAUAUGCAUUGUCGACUCUUCAACCGCGGAUAAUAUAGCAUCAGAUGGUCUUAAAAAUAUGUUGGUGAAAAAUUACACAAAGGCCACCAUUCAGCUCUAUAAGAGAGAGGCAUUAGUCUCAUUUGAUAAUGAGGAGAGACAGAGCUUAGUAUCAAGUAUAGAACCAGGUAACAAAGUCGAGGUUAUUGUUGUUUUUGAGAACAAUUUCAUUGUUAAGAAGGUAACAAUUUAUCUCAUAUAUGAUGAACCAAAUGGAAAAGUAAUUGCUUAAACAUACUUCGCAGGUUGAAGCCAACCAUUUUUCGGAGAAGUCUAUUGACAUAUUUAGUUUUUCUUUUGUUGGGUUUUACAAGUCUUGUCAUCUAACAAAGAUGUAUGUAUUGGUUAUCUCAUUGAAAAA
Molecule: messenger RNA, 3509 nt
Organism: Vicia villosa (hairy vetch)
Lineage: Eukaryota; Viridiplantae; Streptophyta; Magnoliopsida; Fabales; Fabaceae
Product: disease resistance protein RPV1-like
Exons: 6
Coding region: 147-3380 (1077 amino acids)
Biological process (GO): signal transduction; defense response
Molecular function (GO): ATP hydrolysis activity; ADP binding
Source: RefSeq, a predicted model, not a curated record